Chaetomium strumarium is the source of this 3033-nucleotide messenger RNA. RefSeq names its product putative trehalose-6-phosphate synthase/trehalose phosphatase. The transcript has 3 exons. Gene Ontology annotation, biological process: fungal-type cell wall organization; trehalose biosynthetic process; cellular response to heat. NCBI's taxonomy places the organism in Eukaryota, Fungi, Ascomycota, Sordariomycetes, Sordariales, Chaetomiaceae. The coding region runs from base 1 to 3033 and encodes 1010 amino acids. Gene Ontology annotation, molecular function: trehalose-phosphatase activity. The record is from RefSeq and is a predicted model, not a curated record. Gene Ontology annotation, cellular component: cytosol; alpha,alpha-trehalose-phosphate synthase complex (UDP-forming).
AUGGUCCAGCAAGGAGGCGCACCGGACGGCGCUCACCAGGCGGCCCGCGCCGAGCAGAGCGCCGAGCCCAGCGCCGAGAACAACUCAUCGCGACCCGCUCUUCCGGACCGCGCCGAGUCCGCACUGCCGCCGCACCUCCGCCCUUCUGUCAUUGGAGUGCCCGUGACGCCGGGCAUCACCCGCGAAACCUACGAAUCGGAGCCAAGCGACGAGUCCGGGGCCACUAGAGGAACUGCGCAGACCGGCGAUUACUUCUCGCGGCGCGAUGUCGAUCGUGCGAUUGCUGCGUCGCCGGCCCCGGACGCGACGAAGCGCGAGGGUCAGUCAUUCGAGAACAAGGUCAUCGCCGGAGCGAAAGAGGGAUCCGAUUUCAUGCGCCGAGUCAGCGUUGUGGCCCUGGGCGCUCCGACCAAGGAAUCGAUGUCCGAUAUUAGAGCAAUCAGCCCCGACCUGUCGCUCACUGGAAACAUCAUUUCGGCGACAUUCAACCUCCCGCACUCUCUCAAAUACCAUAAAGGCUCUGACUGGGAAUUAGCUCCGCGUCGUGGGCAGUCGGCCCUUUUCGACUCCUUUUCGUACCUCUCGUCCGAUGAGUCCCCCUGGAACCAUACUGUAGUCGCUUGGACCGGGGAGAUCGAGAGUCCCUCGGACAGCACCGCGCCGAACGCUGCUCCCAACACGACGGUGCAUCUGGGCUCGCUCAAUGCGCUUUCGAAACCGGUGCCCCUCGAUGGCGACAAGGCCUUGCCGCCUCCGCCGGCGGUGACAGACGGCCUGUGGAUUCCGAAGGAGGAUAUGCAGCGCCUAGAACACCAGCUCUCUCAUAAUGACAGGAUCAAGACAAUCCCAGUUUGGCUGGCCGACGAUACUGAAGCAAAUGAAGAACCUGGCAUUCGGCUAAAGGACCAGGCCAGAUGGAGGCGUUAUGCUGAGCACGACCUUUACACGCUAUUUCACUACAAGCAGCACGAGCCGGCUGAUGGGCGUGCGGAGCGGGUGCAGUGGGCCGAUUACUUCCGCAUGAACCAGAAGUUCGCCAACAAGAUCCUCGAGGUCUACAAGCCCGGCGAUAUCGUCAUCGUCCACGAUUACAACCUGAUGCUGCUGCCGAGCAUGCUGCGUCAGCGUGCUCCCCAUAUGUACAUCGCCUUCUUCCUGCACUCUCCCUUCCCGAGCAGCGAAUUUCUCCGGUGUCUGCCGCGGCGCAAGGAAGUCCUGGAAGGCGUGCUGGGCGCGAACCUAGUAGGCUUCCAGAGCUACAGCUACUCACGGCAUUUCUCUAGCUGCUGCACCCGCAUCCUGGGCUUCCCUUCAGACAGCUCCGGUGUCGAUGCAUAUGGCUCUCGCGUAGAAGUCGGCGUUUUCCCGAUUGGCAUCGACGCUACUAAGGUUGCUAGCCUGGCGUGGACGGACUCGGUCAAUGAAAAGUACAAGGCGCUGAAGGCCAUGUACGCCGGCAAGAAGCUUAUUGUCGGUCGUGAUCGUCUCGAUAGCGUACGUGGGGUUGCGCAGAAGCUGAUGGCGUUCGAGCGCUUCCUGGAGAUGUAUCCGGAGUGGCGGGACAAAGUGGUGCUGAUCCAGGUCACUUCACCGACCAACAUCGAAGAGGAAAAGGAGGACCCCGAGAAUAAGAUCUCGAGCCGCGUCAACGAGUUGGUCAUGAAGAUUAACGGGUCGUACGGUUCGAUUGGCUUCUCGCCUGUCCAGCACUUCCCGCAGUACAUCAGCCAAGAGGAGUACUUCGCGCUACUGCGGGCAGCCGAUGUCGGCCUCAUCACAUCGGUGAGGGACGGGAUGAAUACCACGUCGCUUGAAUACGUCAUCUGCCAGCGUCAGUCGGCUGGUCCUCUCAUUCUGUCCGAGUUCAGCGGCACUGCUGGCUCGCUCAAGGACGCCAUUCACAUCAACCCGUGGGAUUUGACCGGUGUCGCCGAGCAAAUCAACAACGCCCUCACGAUGCCCGAGGACAAACGCCAGGCGAUGGAACAGAACCUGCUCGCGCAUGUUACUAGCAAAAACGUGCAGUACUGGAUCGCCGGCUUCCUGCGCCGUCUGGUCACUGUGCUCGGCAACAGGAAGAAUGUUACCGCCACCCCGCUCCUCGACCGGUCGGCGAUGCUCCGGAAGUACCGCACUGCGCAGAAGCGGCUGUUCAUGUUUGAUUACGACGGCACGCUGACCCCAAUUGUCCGAGAGCCCAGCGCCGCGAUCCCCUCGGAGCGUGUGAUUACCAGCCUGAAGGCGCUCGCUGCAGACCACCGGAAUGCGGUCUGGAUCAUCUCGGGUCGCGACCAGGAGUUCUUGACCCAGCACCUCGGCCACAUCUCCGAGCUGGGCUUCAGUGCCGAGCAUGGAAGCUUUAUGAGACAUCCUGGCUCGACCGAGUGGGAGAACCUGGCAGAGAAGUUCGAUAUGGGCUGGCAGAAGGAGGUCCUGGAUGUUUUCCAGAAGUACACGGAUAAAGUGCCAGGCUCCUUCAUUGAGCAAAAGCGCUGUGCACUGACCUGGCACUACCGCCUCGCCGACCCCGAGCAAGGCCUCCACAUGUCCCAAGAGUGUCAUAAGGAGCUUGAGACAACGGUUGGCCGUAAGUGGGACGUCGAGGUCAUGGCCGGCAAGGCCAACCUUGAAGUGCGCCCUACGUUCAUCAACAAGGGCGAAAUCUCCAAGCGUCUGGUCAACGACUCCGCGGGAGACGUCGGGUUCGUCCUCUGCAUGGGCGACGACUUCACCGACGAGGACAUGUUCCGCGCCCUCAACGGGCUGUGCGCGCCGUCAGACCGCCAUGGCCAGGAUGGCCCGGCACAGAUCAAGCCGGAGGACUGCUUCACUGUUACGGUAGGAGCGAGCACCAAGGUGACGCUCGCCCGCUGGCACCUGCUCGACCCUGAGGACGUCAUUGAGUGUGUGGCGCUCCUUGCUGGAGUCGGGGGUAGUGGCACGGGAACCAGCAGUGGUGGUGUUCUCAGCAUGGGCGAGGUCAACCUCGCCGCGCUGAGUGCGGUCGAGGACCAUAUCCCUGUCGAGAAAUGA